This is a messenger RNA of Cydia pomonella (codling moth), 823 nucleotides long. RefSeq lists its product as uncharacterized. The transcript has 10 exons. Lineage: Eukaryota; Metazoa; Arthropoda; Insecta; Lepidoptera; Tortricidae. The record is from RefSeq and is a predicted model, not a curated record. Bases 1 to 723 code for a protein of 240 amino acids.
AUGUUUUCCUUCACCGAAAAGCGACAGAGUUUUUGCGGGAUUUGCAAGCCUGCUGAGUUGUCAUCAGCUGAAAGUCAUAAUACGACUUGUAUUGAUGUCGGUGAUUGCCCAUCAACUGCAAUAGGCACAGAUUGUAAGGAAAAAUGCGGUUGUGAUAAAAAUAUCCCAACUAGUUUUAAUGAAACGACUCAGAAAUGUACAAUAAACGUACAAUUGUUAAUCCUUUCAUUAAAGGAGAAAUAUAAUACGGAAGCUGCUGAAUUGUCACCGGCUGAAAGUAAAAAUACCACUUGUAAUGAUGUCGGUGACUGCCCAUCAAUAGGCACAGAUUGUAAAGAAAAAUGCGGUUGUGAUAAAAAUAUCCCAACUAGUUUUAAUAAAACUACUCAGGAAUGUACAAUAAACGUACGAUUGUUAUCCCUGUCAUUAAAGGAGAAAUAUAAUACGGAAGCUAAAAUUCGAGCGGAGGCUGACAGAAUCUUCAAAGGCGUUAUAGUUGCCGCCUUUCUCUUCAUUGCGUGUGCCACCGUCUGCACUUUGACUGCGUGCAUUUAUUGUUGCAGGAUUAAUUACACAGAUUAUCAACUGAAGAAAAGUAUCAAAGUGCUGGCGAAGAAGAUGGGAAAAAAAUCUCAAAUUAAAAAACCCUCGAAGGUCCCCACAGAACAAGUGGCAGAAAGUUGCAAUGUUGUUGUAGAAGACGCCGGUAUAUUUUGUGUUUAAAAUGAAUGGUUUUUGGCUUUUCCUAUUAUUAGAUUGGAAUUACUUUUCGAUUGUUCAAAUAUAAAAAUAAACUUAUCGUGUUAAAAAGGUUUUAAACAAA